This is a messenger RNA of Vanrija pseudolonga, 903 nucleotides long. RefSeq lists its product as uncharacterized. The record is from RefSeq and is a predicted model, not a curated record. The transcript has a single exon. Bases 1 to 903 code for a protein of 300 amino acids. Lineage: Eukaryota; Fungi; Basidiomycota; Tremellomycetes; Trichosporonales; Trichosporonaceae.
AUGGCCAUCCAGAUUGUUGUAGCGCCUGAGAACGACUUCACACAGGGUGGCGGCCUCGCUUACUUCUCCGCGAGCGAUGGCACCCUCUUCCGCUUCAGCCUGCACGCGUUGUCUUUCGUGUCCCCCAGGUUCAAGGAGAUGUUUGAGGCCGCCCAGGCCGAGGCCACUUACGACAUCAUCCCAAUGACGAAUUCUACCCCCGAGGCGCUCCGCCUCCUCUUCAUCCUCAUCACCGACCGCAACUCGGAUGACGAGCCCGCCAAGGACCUCCAGUGGCCCGAGGAUGAGACGUUGGAGUCCCUUAUCACCACCAUCAACAUGUUUCAGUUCAAGGGCAUUUAUACCGCCCUUCUGAACCGCAUCGACCUCUCGUCCCCCUGGAACCGCCCCCCGCCCAUGAAGUGGUUCAUUUUUGCCAAGGUCGCCGGGCAAUACACCGGUGCCACGGAGGCGCUCUGUGCUAUGCGCGGCUACGGUCUCAACGCCACCAACAUGCCCCUGAAGCUCCUCAGCAGCCGUCCCCCGUGGAUUGUCAAGAUGAUGUCGGGCGUGGACGUGCUGCUUGACUGCCUCGACGAGUUCUGGGCCUCUCACCACGCCUGGCAGCAGAUGCUCGGCGAGUUCCAGUUCUCCCUCGAGACCGACUUUCAGCUUGAGCACGACCCUGAGGAGUGCGGCGACCUCGACUGCGACGCCUGCAACCAGUACUACGAGGGACCGGACCAGUUUGCCGUGUCGGAGGCCCGCGCCAACGGUGUCACUGAGAAGGUCUGGGCAUACCUCGAGUCUGAGGACCCAUGGCUCCUUGGCAACAUUGAUGCUUUUGUCAAGCCGCUCAACCUGAGCCCCGUGCUCUCCGACAACUUGACUGCGAAUCUGAAGCUUCUCACCUCUCACAUGUAG